GACGUAGACUUCCAAUUGAUUCCUUUAGUCAGACAGACAGAGAGUGAGAGAGCUAUGGAGAGACCAAGGUGGUGGUUGUUUCUGUUACCGGGUAUUGUAGUGUUGGAUUUGGUUUGUCUUUGCAAGGCAAUCGAAUCGCCACACUAUGCAGUGGUGCACGCGGAAUCAGAUUUUGAGGUCAGAUUAUAUGUGAAUUCCACAUGGAUGUCUGCUCCAGUUAAUGAACUCUCCUUUGAGAAAGCCACUUUGUUUGGCUUUCACAGGUUGUUUCAAUACAUCCAAGGUGCCAAUCUAAAUUCUUCGAGGAUUGCAAUGACAGCUCCCGUUGUGACUAGCAUAGUUCCAGGAGCUGGGCCCUUUCGAUCUUCAGCCUACAUCGUUCGAUUUUACUUGCCUGUGAAAUUCCAAGCUGACCCACCAGUCCCCCUUGAUGAACUGCACCUGAAACCAUACACAUGGAACAGUCGUUGUGUUGCUGUGAGGAAGUUCUCUGGAUAUGCGAAGGAUGAGAAUGUUGCAAGAGAAGCAAAAAGACUCGCUGUCAGCUUGAGCAUGUCUCCAUGGUUCAACGUAACUUCUACUGAAAGCAAUUGUUCCUAUUCGAUUGCUCAGUACGAUUCUCCAUUCCAGUUUAUCCAUCGUACCAAUGAAGUAUGGGCAUAUAUAAAAGCACCCGGAGCAAAUGGUUGCCAACCCAGUGGAAUAGCCUCGUACUGACGAAUUGUAGAUUGGAUGGGCAUGAAAGUUUGGAAUCUGUUUCUCUCAUGCCGAAAGGAUCAAAUACAAAAGAUGCACCACAGUAGUUUCCUUAUCCUUGUAAAUAUGUUGUCAAGUUAUAUGUAAAACAUGCUGUCCAACGUUUUCCAGUUCAGCUUGUAUGUCGAUACCAUAUAAACUUAAUGACUCUGAUAUUUUUGUCUUUUA
Molecule: messenger RNA, 924 nt
Organism: Populus euphratica (Euphrates poplar)
Lineage: Eukaryota; Viridiplantae; Streptophyta; Magnoliopsida; Malpighiales; Salicaceae
Product: heme-binding protein 2-like
Exons: 2
Coding region: 55-717 (220 amino acids)
Source: RefSeq, a predicted model, not a curated record